AUGGGAAAAUCCGAAACAAAUACACCUAGUGCGACCAGUUCAAAUUCAUCGGACGGUGGUUCCAAAACAAUAGGCAAAAAUUUACAGGCGGAGCCAGUCAAAGAGAACUCCGAUUAUUCAGGACAUCCGUCAAAUCAAAAUUCUGCCAACCUUUCCGGCUCGCACGUCUCCACUACAUUGUCUUCGUCAGUGCCGACUACUUUCGUCACCAAGUCGGAUUCGGUGUACGUUGCACCUAAUUCACAGGCACUACCCCAGCAGCUUCCUAUGUCGUCGACCACAUCAGGAUCAGCCGCUGCCGCGGGUGCCAAUUCUUCAGCUUCUCAACCUCGCCGACGGAUCAGCGACAUUGUGGACAAAUUGCGGGCUAAAUCCUCCAGUUCGUCGUCUAGUACAUCGGGAUCCGGUGCAACUUCGGCCGGCCCUGAUGGUCCCGUUGCACCUGAGAUUGAUCGAUCUAACCCUUCCUGCGAACCAUUUGAAACAACUGCCUCGCAGAGUGCCAGCGGACAGUCGGAUCAACGUGGGGAUAACAUAUUCGAAAAGUUUUGUUCUAGUGCUCCCACACCAACAGACUCCAAACAAUCAGGUCAGGGUGACGGAGCCCACAGAAGUCCCGUUUUCAGUGCCGAGGUGAACAUCGGGCAAGGUUCCAGUUCGAAUCAAACUUCACCGUAUCACGCCGCCACAGAUGAUGGUCCUGUGGAUGGAACGACUACUACCGGAAAUUCGGAUGAGCGCCCGGUCGAUGAUGAGCCAACUAAUGGAUCUACUACGAGCUCGAAGCCGAAAUCCAAACAAUACGAGGUCAGUCAUCCGAUUUAUGUUCAUUUUGGUCCGAUUUGGCAUUGA
Echinostoma caproni is the source of this 852-nucleotide messenger RNA. NCBI's taxonomy places the organism in Eukaryota, Metazoa, Platyhelminthes, Trematoda, Plagiorchiida, Echinostomatidae. The record is from the annotation of a GenBank genome assembly.